AUGGAUUAUACAAAAUUGGUCAAUCCUUUCAUCGGAACUGGCGCAACGGACAAUCCUGGCAAUGUAUUCCCCGGUGCAGCAAUUCCAUUUGGCAUGGCAAAAAUUGGAAUUGAUGUUGAUGAAUAUGCUCCGGCAGGAUACAAUGAUGACCCACAAGGCUACAUUCGUGGAAUGAGCUUGUUGCACGAUUCCGGUACAGGUUCUUCCUCGGGAAGCUAUGGUAAUUUCGAAUCUAUCCCAGUCAUUUGUUCGCAUGACAACUUUGAAUUGUGCCCUGUCUUGUUGGACGAUCGCAAACGUUGGCGUGAACCAGGAAAAGAUAAAGCCUCACCGGGUUACUUUAGCACAACAUUGAACAAUUCCGUUCAAUUGGAAGCAACUUCCACUCGUAGAGCCGGCUUGUUGCGUUAUACAUGGUCACAUGAACAACUCUCAAAGCAAAACUCAAAAACACCUUUUGUUGUAUUUGAUUGGACAGAUGAUUUGCCAGGUUCAUUUUCUGGUGGAGAGAUUGAUGUUGAUCCCGUCAAAGGUCGGAUCAUGAUGGGAGGCGUUUUCAAGAGUAGUUUCGGCAGUCAAAUUUACUCAUACAAUGCAUAUUCAUGCUUUGACUUAUUGGCAGAAGGUAAACAAGAAAUUGAUUUCUACGGACUUUUCCGUGGUGAUCGUUAUGGAUCUGAUUAUAAAGUGCCAAAAGCCACAACAGCAAAACAAGUCAAAAAUCAAAUGGGAGGGCAAAUUGCUCAACAAGGCGCACUUAUUUCAUGGAAGACUACGCAAAAGGACGGUAAAGGUAAUCCACAAGUUCUUAUCAGAGCAGGCGUAUCUUAUGUUUCAGCUAAACAAGCUUGUCAAAAUGCCGAAAGUGAAAUUCCUCAAUUCGAUUUCGCCGCUGUCGAAAAUCAAAGCAAGGCAAUGUGGAAUGACAAAUUGCGCAGAUUACAAAUCGCAAAUGAUUCUGAUCCAACAAUCGCUGAAUUGAUCUACUCGUCCUACUACCGUUCUUUCCUCAGUCCAAAUAAUGCAACAUUGGAGACACAAGGUGCGUUUGCCGGCACUGCUUAUCCUUACUUUGACGGCUUGUAUUGUUCUUGGGAUACAUUCAGGACAUUCCAUCCUAUGCUCUCUCUCACUUCGCCUGACGAUUAUUCUCAAAUUGUUGAGACAUACAUCGAUGGUUGGCGCAAGUUGGGUUAUAUUCCAGAAUGUAGAGCAAACAAUGUUCCAGGUAUUACCCAAGGUGGAAGUGAUGGUACAAAUAUCAUUUCUGAUUUUGCCGUAAAGUACAGAAACGCAAGACAAGGUGUCAAUUUUGAUGAUCUUUACAAAGCAUUGUAUGAUGAUGCAACUACAAAUUCCAUCGAAUGGACUUCUGGUGGUCGUCAAAUCGGUGUUUAUGAAGAAUAUGGAUAUAUUCCAUUUGAGGUUUAUGAUCGUACCACGACUGGAAGACAAAAUCGUGAGAGUUCACGAUUACUGGAAUAUUGUUUCAAUGAUUUCGGUAUCCGUAAUGUGGCAUUACUCCUGGGAAAAGAAGAAGAUGCACAAAGAUGGUCAAAUCGUUCCUUGUUCUACAAAAAUGCGUUUGAUAAAAACACUAAAUCUUUUGGUUUUGAUACAUUCGUUCAACGUCGUUAUCCUAAUGGAACUUUUGGAAACAUUGAUCCAAUCACAUGCAGUCCGAUUGAUAUGGCUGGUCACUACUGCAGUUUGCAGCAAGAGAACAACUUUUCCAUUUAUGAAUCAUCAUCGUGGGAAUAUUCCUUGUUUGCACCGCAUGAUUUCGCAGGUUUGAUCAAAUUAUUAACAAACGGUGACAAGACACAUUUCAUCAAGCGUUUGGAAACAUUCUUUGCGAAGCAAUUAUACUAUUCUGGCAAUGAACCAAGUUUCCAAACUCCGAUUGCUUAUCAUUACGCCAACAGUCCAACGCACAGUGUUGAUAGAAUUCGAAAGAUUGUUUAUACUGAUUUCAAUACAACAAAUGCAGGCUUACCGGGCAAUGACGAUAAUGCAGCAAUGGCAACAUUAUUGCUCUUCCAUUUAUUGGGUCUUUAUCCAGUACCUUCUACACGUGAAUUCUUGAUCACUUCACCAUUUGUUCCGCAUUAUACGUUGACAAAUACUCUAUUCGGAACAGUAACCGUAACAGCAAACAAUUUCGACAAAUCAAGUCUAAACAAAGAUAUGCCAAAUAAUGUAAGAGCUUACGUGAAGAGUGUUUCGAUUAAUGGCAAACAACAAUCUUCACGUUGUAAACUCUUUUUCGAUGAUUUAUUCCCUGCUGCUGCAACGCAAAAUGCAAAACCGGGUCAUGUUGAUAUCGUGUUUGAAAUGGCUACCAAAGAUCAAGUUACCGAUUGUGGUUCUUCGGCCGGUGAUCUUCCAAGCAGUAUGAGUACCGGUGGCUUUGACAUAUUUUGA
This is a messenger RNA of Meira miltonrushii, 2424 nucleotides long. RefSeq names its product glycoside hydrolase family 92 protein. Lineage: Eukaryota; Fungi; Basidiomycota; Exobasidiomycetes; Exobasidiales; Brachybasidiaceae. The transcript has a single exon. The record is from RefSeq and is a predicted model, not a curated record. Gene Ontology annotation, cellular component: nucleus; cytosol. The coding region runs from base 1 to 2424 and encodes 807 amino acids. Gene Ontology annotation, molecular function: carbohydrate binding; peptide-N4-(N-acetyl-beta-glucosaminyl)asparagine amidase activity. Gene Ontology annotation, biological process: carbohydrate metabolic process; glycoprotein catabolic process; protein quality control for misfolded or incompletely synthesized proteins.